AUGGGUGACGAUAUGGAUUCGGAUAUGGAAAGUAAGUAUAAGCUUUUUCUUAACAUUCUUAUCCUUUUAAAAGGUCAUAUAAGUAUAUUUGUUCAGUGCCUCUUGGAGAACGCCUCCGUUCUUAUCUCAGUUCUCGUGGUGGAUGUGUUGCGAACGAGCUUGUGGUUUUUGGAGCUGGAAAGAUGGCUCAGUGUUUGAUUGAAACUUUCGUAGCUAGAGGUAAGCUUUCAAGAUCUGUUAAUUUAUUUUUGUUUAGAAUGUUUCUCACGCGAGGAGAUUGUCCCAAUUACACAGUCUCAAAAGUCAGCUUUGAACUGGAUUGAACGAGGUUACGAGCGAGCUACUACUUUGGCCCAGUACAUUCAGACAAAUCCAGGUAAGUAUUGCAAUGAAACUUAUAGUUUUAAUGUUUAGGAGAAGCGAAUCGUGUUAUUAUGAUUGGCGUGAAGCCACAAAUCAGGACCGAGUUGUUUGAUGUUUUGAUCGCUUCAAGUUUGCGACUAAACGCUGUACUGAUUGUCUCGAUUUUGGCUGGUAUUACCCAUACUACCCUGUCUACUGAGGUAGGCUUUAUGAAUUUUGCAUCAACUUAUAUAAAUCUUUCAAAACUUUUUGAUAUAAUAUUUUAUAAGUGAUUCUGUGUGUUGUUGUGGUAGAUUCAAAACUGAAACUAAGGCCGUAUAUGUACUCGUACACGUUUAACUGCUCUAUUUACAGUUGAGCUUCUUGGGCGGAAUACCAGUGGUCAGAGCGAUGCCAAACGUUCCUUCAGAGAUUGGAGCCGGAGUUACAUUGCUAUAUUCCACAAAUGAAGACGCUUCAAAAGUUGCGGCGACUUUGCUAAAAGCUGCCGGAGAAGUGUUUGUACUUCCGGAAACUCAGUUCAAUGCUGCAGCUUCAGUUGCCGGUUCUGGACCUGCGUUUGCAGCUUUGUUGGUGGAAGGAUUGGCUGACGGUGGAGUUCUGUCUGGAUUGCCUCGCGACAAGGCUCUUCAGAUGACAUUGUUGAUGUUGAAGGGUUCGAUUGAGUUGAUGAUACAGAGUGGAUUACAUCCUGGUCAAUUGAAAGAUAAGGUUUGUUCUGCUGGCGGAACGACGAUCGCUGGAGUUCGAGAGUUGGAGAAGCACGGUGUCCGUUCAGCUUUGAUGGAAUGUGUGAAAUCAGCUACUGAAAGAGCUUUUGAGUUGGGAGGUCAAUCUUCUAAAUAA
Bursaphelenchus okinawaensis is the source of this 1209-nucleotide messenger RNA. The record is from the annotation of a GenBank genome assembly. NCBI's taxonomy places the organism in Eukaryota, Metazoa, Nematoda, Chromadorea, Rhabditida, Aphelenchoididae.